UGCUGUGUCAAUUCAGGAACUCAGUAGAACAAUGGAAUCCCAUGCUGAGGUAGAAAAUUUGGAUGAAGAUGGUUACACUCAAUUAGACUUCCACUCUCAAGGCAUCACUGGGAGACGUGUGGUGUUAGAGAAAGUAACUUGUGCUACAUCUCCUCAUUGGCGUUCCAUUGCUCUGACUUUGGGAAUCCUAUGCUUGCUAAAACUGGUCAUAGCUGUGCUCUUGGGUACCAUGGCUAUUUGGAAAUCCAAUUCAGGGAGCAACCCAUUGAAGAAUGAUACCUUUCCAUCAAGAAAUAAAGAGAACCACAGUCUACCCUCACAAUCAUCUUUAGAAGACCACGUGACUCCUACCAAGUCUCUCCGAACCACAGGAGAUUUUUCCAGCUCUUGUCCUCCUAAUUGGAUCAUACAUAAGAACAACUGUUAUCUAUUUAGCACAUCAUUAACUUCCUGGAAUAGAAGUAAAAGUCAGUGUUCUCAACUAUACUCUAACCUCCUGAAGAUAGACAGUGCAGAAGAACUGGAAUUUAUAGUAAAGCACAUGUCUUCUCAACCUGAUAAUUCAUUCUGGAUAGGACUUUCUCGCCAUCAGACUGAAGGACCAUGGCUCUGGGAGGAUGGCUCAGUGUUCUCUUCUAACUUGUUUCAAAUCAGAAGCACAGAAACCCAAGAAAGCUCAUCUCACAGCUGUGUGUGGAUUCACCUGUCAAUAAUUUAUGAUCAACUUUGUAGUGUGCCCUCAUACAGUAUUUGUGAGAAGAAGUUGUCAAUAAAAUGAUUGGGGUGUCACUGUGGAAGACCAGAGAGAAGUAUGUAAAAUAAUAAGAAGGGCAGAAAACAAAACAGAAAAGAGAUAUUUGAGGUCAAAAUAACAGCUAAAAAUAUCAAGAGAGCUCAGCCAACUUUAAUCUUAGAUGAGAAUGGAGAAGCUAUAAUUCUGCACUUGCCAAAUGAAUUGAAAGACCAGUAUUAGGUUCUAGUUAAUACAGCCCUAGAAAUGGAGUCAGGUCAGCUGAACUUAUAUCUUUUGAUUUAAUAUUAACAUGGAAUUUGCCAUAAAUCCUUGGUGUUUCAAUAAGAUAAUUAUUUCUGGGUCUACUAGGGUUGCUUUUUGUCCUUAAAAAUUGUCCUUGGAGUACAUAUGUUGUGUUUCCAUGACGUGUUUCUCCAUCUCUAAUAGUGUAUCAGACGCAGGUAGAAGGAAGGAUGUAUCUCUGAACAGCAAAAGGAAAUGAAAAAAAUAUCUUCAC
Molecule: messenger RNA, 1250 nt
Organism: Neogale vison (American mink)
Lineage: Eukaryota; Metazoa; Chordata; Mammalia; Carnivora; Mustelidae
Gene: CLEC7A
Product: C-type lectin domain containing 7A
Exons: 6
Coding region: 32-778 (248 amino acids)
Biological process (GO): positive regulation of cell population proliferation; positive regulation of wound healing; detection of fungus
Cellular component (GO): cell surface
Molecular function (GO): pattern recognition receptor activity; (1->3)-beta-D-glucan binding
Source: RefSeq, a predicted model, not a curated record